AUGCUGCAAAUCCAGCAGCAGCCGCAGCCGCAAGCUCGGGUUUGGAACUCUGGUGGGCCAGUAACAAACAUGAAGGCCACCAGUGGCCAACAAUGGCUCACAGGUCUGCCGCCGCAAUUUAUAUCCCCCACAAAACAACGGUUUGUCUCGCAGCAUCUUCACUCGCAACUGAACCAACGCCUCUUGCACCAACGCCUUUUCGAGACACAGCUCGCCAUGAACAGCCCUGAUUGGAGCGUAUGUCCGUCGUCACCGCUUUCCCGUUGCGCUGAUCCCAACGGCAUCCAGGAGAUUUUCAAGUUCGAAGAUGAGCAUCCAUUGGAGGAUGCCGGUGGGCUUACCGCUCCUGAUAACAAUGGUCUGCUUCCGCCGGGAGGGCAGCAAAACACUUGGACCGAUUUACCAUCUCAGAUGCCAUCGCAGCUCUCUGAUCAGACUUCGAGCUCGCUGCAGUCGAGCGACGGCACGCACAAUAUCGCAGGUGCCUGGCCACUCCCUCUGACCGAGCACAGCUCCGUAGAUACUUUUCAGUCAUCGACCACUUCAUCGCCUGGGCCUGGCCAUAUCAAGCAAGACUCAUGCCCAGGGGCCAACAUACCCUCCACAAUGUCAUCAUCCUACUCCUCAGCUGGAGCAACGCUCUUUGGUGGCCAAACACGUGAUAUCACUCCUUGCAGCAAGGCUUGGAUGGACUCGUCGUUGGCCGCGCAACGAAGCUUCGAUGGCUCUUCCUGGGGGACACUGAACCAGAUGGAUCAGUAUCCGAAUAUCCCAGCGCAGUCGUACGUCUCCUCACAGCCUGAUUUCUCGACGAGAUGGCACGGUCUUCCGUUUCUGGUCUCAGCAACAGAUCAAUCAGCUACAUCCGCCUUAGAGCCGCAACUAUCCAAACAGACGCAAGCUAAGAGAGCCUCGUUCCAAGGCGGCCCAUGGGACGAGGCCGAUCCAGCAUGGCCUGAAUGGGCGACACUUGACCUCAGCUGCUCGAGCGACAGCGACAUGUCGUCCUUGGUCUCGCCCAGGAGCCAGUGCGGCGCGCAAGCCCAGUUCUGUGUCUGGGACGUCAACGCCAACAGCGCGAACUCCUGCGGCGUCAUUUCCACGCCGGGCCUGACCCACGCGCAAAGCUCGCCCGCCGGCGACUCGGCCGAGCUGUCACGCAGCCUCCAUCCGGGAGAGCAGCAGACGCAGCAGACGCCCACCAACGACCCGAGCAGUGCGACCUACUCGCAACGCAUCCUGCGUCCCCGCGCGCAGAGCAAGGCCGACCAACACCUCGUCGCCUUUUCGCCUGCAGCAACGACGAGCGGCCACCACGCGGAGUGGCCGACGCCGGCGUCUCCGCAGCGCAGGGACGACAGCGACGGGUACAGCCGGGCCACGGCCAAGAGGGCGCGGCAGGACGAUCUGCUGGUGCAGUGGAAGAAGGCAGGCAUGUCGUAUCGGCAGAUCAGGGAGAAAGGCGGGUUCAGCGAGGCCGAGUCGACGCUCAGGGGCCGCUACCGGACGCUGACCAAGAGACGGGAAGAGCGGGUGCGCAGGCCGCUGUGGACGCAGAUGGACAUUCGGCUGCUCCGAGAGGGCACGCACAUGCUCGUGGCGGCGGCGCUGUACCCGGGGAUGGACGUGGAGGAGGUCGAGGUCGACGAGGCGGACGUGGACGCAAACAAGGUGCCAUGGAAGAAGGUGGCAGACUACAUCUGGCAGAACGGCGGGUCGUACCACUUUGGCAACGCGACGUGCAAGAAGCGCUGGCUGAAGAUCCAGGGGAUGCUGUGA
This is a messenger RNA of Diplodia corticola, 1779 nucleotides long. RefSeq lists its product as uncharacterized. The record is from RefSeq and is a predicted model, not a curated record. The transcript is spliced from 2 exons. Lineage: Eukaryota; Fungi; Ascomycota; Dothideomycetes; Botryosphaeriales; Botryosphaeriaceae. The coding region runs from base 1 to 1779 and encodes 592 amino acids.